ACAACAACAACAACAACAACAACAACAACAGCAACAACAACAACAACAACAACAACAACAGCAAGAACAACAACAACCAGCACGACAUCCUCUACAGCAUCAACUACUAAAGCCACGACAGGUCCGCCCCCUCCAAAAAUUAAUAUUUCAGUGACAUUUAAAAUCAAUGCAGAUUUCACCGCUGACUUGUAUGACAAAUCAUCAGUUGCAUAUCAGAACUUAAAAGGAAACAUUGAAAAAUCAGUAACUGAAGCUUAUUCAAAAACACCAGGCUUUCAACGUGUUGAAGUCUUCGGGUUCAAGCCAGGCAGUAUUGAAGCAAACAUGAGUAUUAUUUUUAACCAAAGUUCAUUGACUACUGUGAACAACAUGACAGAACAAAGUAACAUUAUAACAAAGGCACUUCAGUCCCAAAAUAUUACAGUUUUGGUUGGAUCCUUUAAGUCAGCAGUCAACAUUCCUGUAAAUUUUAAUGUCAGUCCAUCAUCACCUCAAGAUGGAAAUACUAUGACCUUGACCUGCCCAAUUCAACCUAAUGGUGUCUUUUUAUAUUGGGUACCACCAAAUAAUCAAAACAUUACUGCAACAAAGUAUUCUCAAAUUUCAACCAGCACUCUGGUAGUGAUUAAUAUUGUGAGUACCAAUGACAGUGGUGUUUACACUUGUGUAUACCAAUUAAAUGGUACAACUUACAAUGCUCAACAAACAAUUGCAAUAAAUCCACUGAUCUGUGAUUCAAAUAAUGUUUUGUUUUGUGACAACCAAAAAACAACAAAUAUAACAUGCUGUGUUCAUUUACCAAAUAACUUCGUUUUCACCUGGACUUUAAAUCAGAUAAUGGGAGUUAAAGAAAUAAACCAAAUUUCCAAUGGGACCUGCUCCACCCUUAUUCUUCAACCAAACAGUUGCAUUUCAAACAAUGGAUUUGUGAAUUGCACAACAUCUAAUUCAUCUCUCCAAUUAUCCAUCAAUCAAAGUGUUACUGUCAGAGCUAUAUUACCUGGAAGUGUAACUGUGCAAUUUACACCACCAAGUGCAACUGUUGGGGAUUCUGCAACAGCUGUUUGCACAACAACUACUGUUGGUGAUUAUGACAGCAUUUCCUGGGUCUUUGUGCAGAAUGGCACAAAUGUGUCACUUUCUAGUACUAGCAGUAUUACCAUAAAUGGUGCAAACAUCAAGUUUGUUUCUAUAACUCAAUAUAUGAAUGGAAUAUACUAUUGCAUUUAUAAAUAUAGUGGCAGAGAUAUUAGUGGUUCAGGAUCUAUGACAGUAUAUUCUUGGCCAGUUGUCACAGUCAAUCCUGUAAUGGCAAAUGUUCGAUGCAAUACAAACACAAGUCUUGCUUGCUGUGUUGGUAGUGAUAUGACAAAUGUGAAUGUUACUACUGGAACACAAAUUCCGCUUUCACCAACAAAAGUUUCCAAUGACUACCUCACCUGCUACAAUUACACAACACCGAUAACCUGCACAAACCCUGAAAUAUUUACUUUUCAGUGCAUAGCCAGAAAUCUUGCUGGCCGUCAAGCCUCACCAGGCAUAAUGACUAUAUCAUCCUUUACUGACAAUCCAGAUUGUAAUAAUGCUAUAUUUGGUCUUGGAAUAGACGGUGCCACUUCAGUUUCCAAUAAUUGCCCUCAGGGUCAAACCGGAACACUAACUGCAAUAUGCAUUAAUAAAAAUUGGCAACAAACCCUGCAAAAUUGUACUUUAAGUGUUAUCCAAGAUAUUUUGGUUAUUUCUCAGAACGAUAUGCAUGAUACUGAAAAACUACAAGCUAAGUUGCCAGCUUUAAUUGAGCAACUGGAUGUAUCAGUAACAAAAUAUAAAGAUGAUGUUGCAACGUCAUUUGGAACUAUUUCAUCUGUUGUUCAGACACUUAACAUUUUCUCACAGGUAGUGGAAAACACAACUGUUGGUAUUACCGAAAUGAGUGGAUUUAUUCAGACAGUGUCAGCUUUAAUUGUACCAAAUUCAGCGAGCACCUGGCAAGAAAUAAAUCAUAACCCUGAAACCCAGACCUUUAGCUCCAAUUUGCUCAAGAGUGUGGAAACUUUUUCAAAUUCUUUUUCAAUAACAAAUGAUAGUUUUAGUAGAAAGAUAGGUGAACUGGAUAUACGAGCCAAGAAAGUCAAUAACUCAGACUAUAAUGAACCUUUCACCAGUUUUACUACGAACGGCAGUGUAUCUAUUCCACAAACAGCACUGGAAACUUAUAACGAAACUGUCAUUGUCACCAUUGCUUAUGCAACACUUUCUGAAAUACUCCCCAAGAAUAAUAACAGCAAUUUUUCAGUGAAUAGCAUUGUCCUUACAACAACAGUAGGAAAUGCUGUUAACAAAACUAUAUCUGUUAACAAUGUGUCACUAGGUUUUGGAACAAACAACAAAUCAUUAGGAAAUCCUGAGUGUGUCUUCUGGAAUUUCAAUCUUGGUACUUCAGGAGUUGGAGGGUGGGAUACUUAUGGCUGUUCUUUGAUUAGUAAUACUUCAGAUUUUGUUACUUGCUCUUGUAAUCACACAACUUCCUUUUCAAUAUUGAUGUCACCAGAAUACAAUUUUACUAAAGCACAGGAUGACAUUUUAACUACCAUUUCUGCUAUUGGACUUGGAAUAUCAAUGGGAAGUUUGGUCUUGUGUCUCAUAAUUGAAGUCUUAGUCUGGCAGAGAGUAACCAAAAAUAAAACCUCUUACAUCCGACAUGUUUGCAUUGUAAACAUUGCUAUAUCUCUGCUAAUUGCUGAUAUUUGGUUCAUCAUAGGAUUUGUUAUUAAAGCAGGUUUGCCCUCCUGCAGUGCAGCAGUCUUCUUUACACACUUUUUCUACCUGGCAAUGUUCUUCUGGAUGUUAAGUUUGGCUCUGCUGCUCUUUUUCCGAACAGUCAUGGUUUUCAAAGACUUAGCAAAGUCCCACUUGAUGGCUAUUGCGUUCUGUCUUGGAUAUGGCUGCCCUGUCAUUAUAGCAGUUGUUACAGUAGCCUCUACUUCACCUGCAAAAGUUUACACAAGAGAUAAUGUAUGUUGGCUCAACUGGAAUGAUUCAAAGGCUAUGCUUGCUUUCAUUAUACCCGCCCUAGUCAUCAUUGCCAUUAAUAUGGCCAUUCUUCUUGUGGUUAUCGUAAAACUACUGAGACCAAGUUUAGGAGUCAGACCCAGGGAUGAAGAACGAAGCAAUUUGAAAAUAGUAGGAAGAAGCAUUGCUAUUUUAACACCAUUUUUUGGACUUACAUGGGGAUUUGGAAUUGGAGUUGCUGUUGCACCAGGGAACUUUGGAAUCAACGUUGUAUUUGUAAUACUAAAUGCCUUCCAGGGCUUUUUCAUCUUAGUGUUUGGAACAUUGCUUGACAGCAAGAUUCGUGAAGCUCUCUUUAGGACCCUCUCUUUGUCAAGACUGAGCACAUUCCAGACAAAGAGUACAAGUCUGGACAAACCAUCCAACAGAGUUAAUGAAAGUUUUACUCCCAGCUUUAACUUCUUUGGUAAAAAGGGAAGCUAUAAUAUUUCUGAAGCAUCAAGGCAGUUUUCCUCAGCUACAUCAGAUUCCAACAGCUACUCAGUUUUAAACUAAAAACAUAUGACUGGUUAUUUUACAUUUUUAUUCUGCCAUGGAAUUCAUUAUAGUGGUACACACUUUGGAAAGACAAACGUUUCAUCCAUGCAGUUUAUUUUUUGGACAGUUUCAUCUUCUUCUGUGCCGCUAAACAUAAACACCAAGCCUGGCAUUGCAACAAAUAAUCUGUAUAUGAGCAGCACCUUAUUCAUUUUCACAAUAUUAAAACUAUUUUUUGCUUUUAGCAUAAAUACAAAGAUGCUAUGAGUUCAGUGUUGUUGCAUGGUUUACAAAACAAAGGUAAAUUAUUAUAAAUUUUGUACACUGUUGUGAUUAUUUUAACAGUUUGUGCAAAACAAACAUAAUCUUAUCAUUCUUACCUUUCCACUUUAUAGAAAAUUCUGAUAUAGUGAACUUGUUUAGCCUGGAAAUAUUGUACAUAUUCAAACAUAAUCAGAUAUCUUUCUAUAGGUAUGUAUUGUUAUGGGACAGUGAUAUUUUAAUCGCGCAAGUCAACAUACUGCACUUACUUUAUUACACUUCUUAUUGUGAGCACAUAAUGUAAUGUGUCUGUAAGUAUUCUAAAUUUUAAUGUCAAUUCUUUUGUUAUUGUUGGGUGCUAUACUUUACAAUCAUUUAACUUGGGUUUUUACUUAUAAGAUAUAUGAAGCUUUAAGUGAUGGUUACAAUGAAUGACACUUUUAAAAUUUCUGACUUAAAUAAGUAAAUAAAAAAGAGGCUUUUUUAUUAGUAUAUGGAUCAUUUGAUUCUGUUUUUUUUAUACUUUUAUCCUUCAUUUAAAUUUUAAACAAAAGUCAAAUCAAUGCAUGGAUUUUAAAGUGAUGAAAAAAGAUAUAUUGCACCUUUUGAACAAGUGGUUUAUUGAACAAGUUCGUUCAUAACCUUAAAACAAUGCAUAAGCCUUAUCAGCAACAUGAUCGGCAGGAUUCCUGGUUUAUAUUAACAUAAUCCUUCAGUAUAGGAAGGGAAAUUUAAUUUCAUUUUACAAUGUAUGGAAUGUUGCUGUUUGCAUAAAGUUAUUACUGUAUUUUAUUUUUGUCACAUGUAUCUUUGAUGCACUUUUAUUAAAGUUUUCUGCAUAUGUAUGUAUAUAUGUAUUACAUUCCAUGCUAACCAUUUCCAAAGGUUGAAAAGUCUCACAAAAAAUAAACUUAAAUAUGCAUAAAAUGUAAAACCA
This is a messenger RNA of Polypterus senegalus (gray bichir), 4747 nucleotides long. Its product is annotated as adhesion G protein-coupled receptor F5-like. Gene Ontology annotation, biological process: cell surface receptor signaling pathway; G protein-coupled receptor signaling pathway. The transcript is spliced from 19 exons. NCBI's taxonomy places the organism in Eukaryota, Metazoa, Chordata, Cladistia, Polypteriformes, Polypteridae. The coding region runs from base 325 to 3567 and encodes 1080 amino acids. Gene Ontology annotation, cellular component: membrane. Gene Ontology annotation, molecular function: G protein-coupled receptor activity. The record is from RefSeq and is a predicted model, not a curated record.